AUGGAUUUCUCGGUCAAUAUGGUGUUUCACAAUCGAAGGAUUCUUGAACUUAGGGGAUCUGAAGGAUUAGAAACGAUAAUAGGGAAGGGGAGGCCAACAGGUUCUAAUUUACUCUUUGAAGAUGACGAUUUAUUUGAACAACAUGCAAAACUUGUUGUUAAAAGACUCUUUCCGGCUGAUGCUGAUACCUCUGUACCACCAAAUUUUGAUUCUUUCCGGGUUUAUGUAGAGUCAUUAGGUGAUGCUGACCGUAUUGUAGAUCUAGAAUCUGCAGAUUGUAACAAGGAUGCAAGGAUCAUUGAUUUAAAAGACGGUGACCGCUUUGGUUUAAUGAGGUUGAAUGAGCCUGUUGUUGAGGGUCAACAACGGCCUGCCAAACUUAAGCUUUUGUUAAAUCUUGACAUGGGCUCUGAGCCGGAUUUGUAUAGAUUAACAUUGACUGACGUGACCUACGAGAGUUCUCCUUGUGCAUCGAGAUCCAGCAACUUUCUGGACUCUUUCGUCAAGGAAGAGACAGAAGAAUCAGAUAUGGAUGCUGAUAUGAUGGAUCAAAAGAUGGCUGAUUGGAACCAGGACACGCAAAUGCACCCCUUGGAUCCCGAUGAUAUCGAUGAUGUUGGUGUCGAACCAACUGCACCUAAUGUCGUCAUUGUUGAUCCGCCUGUUGAAAACAAUUUCGGAUCGUUUUUGCAUAAAAUUGAAUCGUAUGUGCCACCUAAGGACUACGUAGUGCUUUUGGAUAGUGAUGAGGAUGACUGUACUAGCAUUACAAAAUCCAAACCCACAGAAAAGAGGUACAGAAAAAACAGACUAAGAACUUCGAAAUUUAAAGUGCAUAAAAGUGUUACAAUCAGGGAUGAUGUACCUUUAAAGAACGACAAGAAAAAGAAGUUUGAUAUUUACAGUGGUUCAUUGGGUUUUGUGAUAGGUUCGCUUGGAACAUUGGGCAUUUUAACUGCGGUUGCUAAUAUGGUUGAGCCAUAA
Molecule: messenger RNA, 984 nt
Organism: Kluyveromyces marxianus DMKU3-1042
Lineage: Eukaryota; Fungi; Ascomycota; Saccharomycetes; Saccharomycetales; Saccharomycetaceae
Exons: 1
Coding region: 1-984 (327 amino acids)
Source: RefSeq, a predicted model, not a curated record